UAUGGAUAUCUAAGUUAUCUAUACAGACACUUUGACGGAUAAGCAUCCUGUUUUUAUCACAUGUCAGAACAUGUUUAAUCAGAAUAACAACAUAUGCAAAAAAAAAAAAAAAAAGCAUGGCACAUUCAAUUUAGUACUGGUCUAAAGCAGUGUGGUAAAUGUGGUGCCUACCACAAUACAGGGCUCCUUCUUUAUGUUCUGAACAUGUCUGAACAAGCUCACUUUGGCCACUGAACAAGUUACGGCAAGAAAAACCUAAACUUGCUUUAAUACAGGUCUCAUGUAGUGCAUCACAUGUGUUCUCCAGAAUGGGAGAGUUUUGUAGCAUAAAAACUCCCAGGAGUCUAUUAAAGGGACUGUGACACCUGCUUCCCUCCAGUUGACAACCAGGACCUGUCACAUGCUGAGCAACUCUAAGCAGGAACUCUAACAAACUUACACAAUCACCAAGCCAUUAUACAGGAAGCUUGACACAUUCUGAGGUUUGUCUACGGGCCAACCAGAAGACGAGAGGUGGAGGCCACACUCAUUCUACAUCAUCAAUCCCAGGCUUCGCAAACUCACCAGAGUUUUCAGUUCAGUUUGCUCACUCGUCUCUCACACUUGACCUGCACUGAGGCUGUCGGGGAUCAUGUCUCUAUCUGCCGAGUACUGCAGUGGUAAAAUGGGUGACAGGGGUGGGGGUGGUCAUGGUGCUUUGGCCCAUCAGAGCAGACUGUUCCGGGGAUUGCUUGUUUGGGCUACCCUGCUCACUGUAGGCUUGGGAACAUUAACAGCUCUCCACUUCAUCCACAGAGAAUCGUCACCUCCUAGUAAACUACAGAAUCUGGGAUACGUCAACCAAGCUGACAUCAAAGAAACUACUCUAAUGGUAUUUUCACCAGACUGGAAAGACUCAGACAAGGUGAAGUUACUUAAGUGGAAAACAGUGCGUCCUGAUUUCAUUGAGGGAAAGGAAAAGGAAAGCUUGAUGGUGAAAAAGGAUGGCCAAUAUUUCCUGUACCUGCAGGUUACCCUUCACCCUCAGGAGAAAGAAAACCAUACAAUCACUGUGCAAUCAGAAAAACGACAAGUGAUUUUAAAAGGUCUAAUCAAUGGAUCAAAACUCUCAACUAUCUUCAUGGCUAAUGGUAUUCCCCUGGAUAGCAACGAUACUCUACAUGUGACCUGCCAUCCGGAAGCCAAAAUCCAGACCUCUCACACAGAAACCUACCUGGGUGUGAUCAAGCUUAGUUCAACCUGAAUCUAGAUCAAAGACUGAAAUGGAUUUGUGACAGUACUGAAUGUGGACUCACUCCGCACUAAUCUGCAGGAUUUUGAAGUACACUGAAGGCAGUGUACGAAAUGUUAGUUUUUUUUUUUUUUUAAUCUCCAAAGCUCUCUGCCUUUAUUGCACUAUUUUUAACCUUUUCCCCACUCAAUGGAUGAAGUGUCACUGAAUGUCCAUGUGUGGCCGAAUCCUGAAUGUUACCAAUGUAAAAUUGGCACCCUAUUGACGCACUUUAUAUAUACACACAUGUAUGUAUAUGUAUUUGUGUGAAACUGACCCUUUGCUAAGGCCCUGAACUGCUCCAAAUGUUUCUAAAACACUCUCACUUUGGUAUUGUGAGUUCCUUAGUCCACACUACAUCACCUGAGUCAAUAGAAAAUUAAAUGAGAUUAAGUUAGUAACAUUCAUUUAGCAUUCAUUUAGGUCUCCUUACUAAUGCUAAAUUGUGAUCAACACAUCAUUUCUGCAGUAUGAACAUAUCAAGAUUUAUUUAAUGAGAAAAGGCAAUAAAUACCGCUUGUUUUCUCUUUUGGUAUCUUGUGUCACUAUUUUAAUAAGCUCCUCAACAACAGUAUAUCCGGAUAUUAUUAUAAUUUUUUUUAAACUAGGCAAACACAAAACCACGAUAAAUGUAGAAAAUAGCAAGAGUUGGUCUCAAAUGGCAGAUCAGCGACAGCUGUUAGUUGCAGCAAAGGUGGGGACUUAGCAAAGGGUCACGUGCACACAAAGGAGAGUAUCAGAAUACCUCCCUUCAACAAAGCAAAAAACUAAGCCUGAAUUCAGAAUGGCAGACUUGCAUACUACAAGUACUACAAAUGGCAGUUCAACCAAAAAUGAAUAUUCUUUCAUUAUUUACUCACCCUCAAGUUGUUCCAAACCUGUAUGAGUUUUUUUGAGAUAUUUUGAGUGGGUUGCUGGUCCCCAUUGACUUCAUGGUAUUUUCUUCCAUACUAAUUGUUUGGUUACCCACAUUCUUUAAAAAUAUCUUCUGUUGCGUUCACUUAGAAGAAAGAAACUCAUAAAGUUUUGGAACAACUUGAGGGUUAGUUAGUGACAACAAAAUUUCCAUCUUUAAUGUGGCAGAGUAUGCUACUAUGCUAUUUCCAAGUUUUCACCAACAAUGAUGUCAUUGGUCAGGUGGUAUAUUAAGAGUGGCAAGCCACUGAAAGUGUAUUUAUAAUUGUCAAUAUCACGUGUAUGUGUGUUUUCUUGUUUGUUCUUUAUUUCUUAUUUUGUCAUAUUUAUCUGUAUUUAUGGCUGUUGAUUAUGAGUCAGCAAAAUUGUUUUUAGGGUACUUAAAUGUCUUUGAAAGUCAUUGGUUUAGACUAGAGAACAAAUAUCAAACUGAGUCUGUUCAAGCGAAACAUUUCACAGAAAUAACUUAUUUGCUGAUUAUAAAACAAUAGUAUGCUGUUUUAGAACAUACAUACAAUUCAAAAUGAAGACUUUGAGAAUGAAGAAAAAAUGACACUUUAUGACAGUGAGAUGUUACUGGAUCAUGCUAAUGUACUGAACAACACUUUAAGAUACUCCGAACCUUGUGUGAAGAGCUGACUUCAUGCAUCCACUAAAACUAUCUUGACUCCAGCUGGUUAAAAGUCAUUUCACAAAUUGCUCAGAAAAGUGAAAGUAGUUGAGAAAAUCUCUAGCUUCCUUUGUUUGCAGAUGCCACUGGUUCAAAAGAUUAUUUAAUGUAGAGGGUUAAGGACCUACAUCUAAGAUUCUCAGCCAACCUCACGAUCUGAUAUAAAAAGCUAUAUGUUCUAUUGAUAACAAAAACAACAUUUAAACUAAAAUUAUUACAUCAUAAGAUGCUUAUGAGGUCAUUAGUUAGACAUUUGUGGACAAUCAAAUAAUGAGAAAUGGCAUGAAAAUUAUUAGAAGAACAUUUCAUGUAUAUCCUUUAUAUAUAUCUUCUCCACAGACCUCUAUCUGGAAAUCAGGAUCUAAUGACAUUGUACUGACUUAUGACAUUGUAAAAUAUGACCCAAGUCACUUUUUGGGAUCACUAAAUAUGGAUGAAUUGAUGUUUUGUUAUAUUAUUGUCCUAAGGUCUCGUUUCAAAUAAAGUUACUCAAUUUUUGUAGGUCUGAUUGUAUGAUAUAAGUAUAACUGGCAAAAAGCUUAUACAGUGUAAGGCAAUCAUUGGAAUAAACAAUACAUACUUUCUGCCAAUGUCUUGUGCAUUUCUUUGUCUUGUUUUAAUUGUUUUUGUGAUGACUCAUUUAUACUGGUGGUAGACUGCCUGAUAUGCUUACAAGAACAAGACCGAUAAUGAUAAGACUUUCCAUAGAGGUGGGAGUGAGGGGGCAGAAACACAACUUCACAGCAGUGACUCAUUUCCAUUAAUCCAUCAGCAAACAUCUUAGCUGUUAGCUAGUCUAGUUAGCUGUGGGUUUCAACACUGACAUUUGUUCAAUAAUCAUCUCAAGUUUGAAUCUAAUUUAAUCUUAACCUGGCACUAAAGUGAAACUAAUCUAUUUGGUUGACUCUGAGCCUUGUGUUAUGGUCUUGUGAUGCAUCUCAUAGAUCUUGAAACUAGUGUCAUCAUUCUGUUACUGUGACAUCAUGUUUUGAUGACUCAAUAGCGGGACCCUC
Molecule: messenger RNA, 3868 nt
Organism: Cyprinus carpio (common carp)
Lineage: Eukaryota; Metazoa; Chordata; Actinopteri; Cypriniformes; Cyprinidae
Gene: tnfsf18
Biological process (GO): T cell proliferation involved in immune response; tumor necrosis factor-mediated signaling pathway; immune response
Cellular component (GO): membrane
Molecular function (GO): tumor necrosis factor receptor binding
Source: RefSeq, a predicted model, not a curated record